CCCGCCUCUGCGCUGCCCUGCUCCAUAUAUGCCGGGGCGGCCCGCCCGCCACAGCUCCUUCACCGCGCCCAGGAUGCUGCGCGCCGCCGCCCCGCCACAGGCACUGCUGCUCGGCGCGCUGCUGUGGCACCUGGCCGCCGGCUAUACAGACCUACCAAUAGCAGUCAAUAUAACUUGGUCUUCAAUCAAUUUUAAAACUAUACUACAGUGGCAACCAAAACCAUCAGGCUACUUCUAUACUGUAGAAAUACAUGGACAGACAUCUGACGUGAAGAGAAAAUGCAUACUGACAUCAGAAACAGAGUGUGAUGUUACUGAUGUGCUCAGAAAUGUAAAGGAGACCUAUACAGCACACAUACUGUCUGUAGAGCCUGCAGAGAUGGAUAACUUUGAAGAGCCACCUUUUGCCGUCUCUGAAAAAUUUAUACCUUAUAGCCAGACUGUUAUUGGAAAACCAGAGAUAAAGGAUUAUUCACAAAAAGGUUCCAAACUGAAUGUUGUGUUCAAAGACCCACUUACACCAUAUAUGUUUCCUAAUGGAAGCUUUCUGAGUAUUCAAGAUAUUUUCCAGCAUGACCUGGAAUACAAACUCUAUUACUGGAAAGAUCAAAGUUCUGGAAAGAAAGAUGUAACAACAAAAAGCCAUAAUUUUGAAGUAAGUGUUGACAGUGGAAAGAACUAUUGCUUCUAUGUCCAGGGAAUCAUUCCCUCUCGCAGAGAAAAUCAUAAUGGCCAAGAAAGCAUGGUGCUCUGUACCAGUGUAGAAAGGAAUAUCUUAGAUGAAUAUGGAACAGAAGUCUUUAUCAUUUUAGCAGUGAUAGCAGUUGCAGUCAUCACUCUUGCCAUUGUCCUUCCAGUGGUUCUGUGUAAACGCAAGAAAGCAAAGAAAGCAAGAGCUGUGAGAGAAAAGGAGCUGCUUAAUGGUGUCUAAGGAAAAAGUAUUGCAGACACUGGUGGCAGAGCCAAAGCAGAAAAAACACCAGCAACAAAAUUGGGUAAUUGAGUGGAGCCUUUUAGGCUCUCUGAAACAGGAAUUCUGAAGCGCAAAAUUUAUGUGGAUUAAAAAAUCCACUAGACAGUACAGAUGAAAAAUCAAGAUAUCAAGAAGCCCUGUGUCAUUAGUGGCCAGAGGCUGGAAGAGCAUUCUGGUGAUCUGUUACAAUCAUAGAAUAAUAGAAUGUGCUGAGUUGGAAGGGACCCACAGGGUCAUUGAGUCCAAGUCCUGGCCCAGCACGGCACCAUCCCCACAAGUCACACCCUGUGCCUGAGAGAGUUAUCCAUCAGCUUCUUGACCUCUGCAGGCUGCUGCUGUGACCACCGCCCUGGGGAGCCUGUUCCAGUGCCCAAACAACCUCUGGGUGAAAAUCUUUUCCCUGAUACCAAACCAAAACCUUCCCUGACUCAGCUUUGUGUUGGUUUUUUGAGUCCUGUCACUGGUCACAAGGGUGAAGAGAUUGACAGCUGCCCCUCUGCUUCCUUUUGCGAGGUUGUUGAGGUGUCUCCCCUCAGUCUCCUUUUCUCCAGGCUGAACAGACCAAGUGACCUCAGCCACUCCUCACACAGCUUCCCUUCUGGAGCCUUCACCAUCCUUGUUAUUUUCCUUUGGACCCUCUCUAACAGCUCCAAGUCUUUUUUGUACUGUGGCACCCAGAACUGCCCCCAGCACUCGAGGUGAUGCCGCCCCAGCUCAGAGAAGAGUGGAACAGUUCCCUCCCUUUCCUGGCUGUGAUGCUGUCCCUGAUGUCCCCAGGACAGGGAUGUCCCUCCUGGCUGCCAGGGCACUGCUGGCUCAUGUUCAACUUUCCCUUGACCAGGUCCCCCAGGCCCCUUUGUGCUGUCCAGCCUCUCAUUCCCCAGUCUGUCUGUACAUCCAGGGUUGCUCCAUGCCAAGUGCCAAGCCCAGCACUUUCCCUUGUAGAACUUCCUAUGGCUGGUGAUUGCCUGUCUCUAAAUUGUCAAGGUCUCUUUGCAGAGAGAUUUUUCCUAGACUGUUACCAAGCCCCUUCUAUUGUCCUGUCAAACAGGAUUCUGAACUAGAGGUACUUUUAACUUGACCAGCAUGGCCUUAUUGAGCCAGAAUAUUUACGGUACUUGUAAGGGGAAAAAAACACUACUUUUUAAAAAUAGGCGUCCUUUACAUAACUAAAAGGAAUAUUUUUCUGUUUCUAUGAAACAAACUCUGUAUUUAUCUGUCUCUUAACAAUAUUAACUGGUGAAAUAAUCUGCUAGGUCAGAUGCAACAAGAUUGCUACUAUAAUUUUUGCACUUCUUGGAUAAAAUUAACUUGGUCUGUUUAUCUUUGGAUGCAGACAAAGGUAAACAAACUGAAACUACUGCACUGGCAACUUGUAAGAAACACUAUUGAAGCAGGUACUUACUAUUUAUCUGGAAAGUAUAUCAAGUUACACUACACUAGAGUUAUAUAGACAGGGGAGUCUGAUAGUUCCAACUAAGCAUUCAAACAAAUACUUUGCAGGCUUUGAGUCAACAGUAACUCACUUCAGCAAGCACUGAAUAGGUAGCAUUAUUUACUGCAUUUUGAACAUCAUUUUUAAUUAACAGAUUAAUGGUUUUUGUGGUGUAGAUUCAAAUCAUCUUGGUGAUGGGAUUUGGAGAUACCUGUUGCUUUGACUUUUAGUAUUUAUUUUAUAAAUAAGAAUCUAAAAUUUUUAUACUGGUGUUAUCUGUAUUUAUGAUGGUAAUUUAUACUUUUCUAAUGAAAUAAAGGUGACUGGAAACAUAA
This is a messenger RNA of Serinus canaria (Common canary), 2743 nucleotides long. It is a transcript of the gene F3, whose product is annotated as coagulation factor III, tissue factor. The transcript has 6 exons. The record is from RefSeq and is a predicted model, not a curated record. Gene Ontology annotation, molecular function: protein binding. Gene Ontology annotation, biological process: blood coagulation. Bases 29 to 931 code for a protein of 300 amino acids. Gene Ontology annotation, cellular component: membrane. Lineage: Eukaryota; Metazoa; Chordata; Aves; Passeriformes; Fringillidae.